AAUCCAAACAAAACAAACAUCGUAACGAACGAGGAAUAUAAUUCAGAUCAGUAGGUAUUAUAUUCCAAUUAAACAGUUGUUUCGUUCAUUAAACGCGUUUCAUUCUUGUAGUAAUCGGUCGCGUAAUGGAGCAAGUUUCAAAAUGAAAAUAUAGGCUAGAAAAUUUAUAAAUUCUUCGCAAUUUUUACGCGGCAAACGAUGAUAGAUAUUGCAAUCGUCAAUCUGUGGAGAUAAGAACGGACGUACUCAAUCUCAGUGUAGAUUAGUCCGUCUGGGCAGAAGAAUCUUCGAAAAACGAUAAUGCAUAAAGUUUAGGAAACAAUACAGUGUGGUUGUUUUCGCGCGGUGUUAAUUUGAUCUGUGUUCGAUUUUUAAAUAUCGUAAAAAAUUAAAAUGGAGACUUAUAUGAACGGUUUUAUUCCGGAGUAUUUCUACAGUUUUAUUGAAGAAUUGGAUGAACAUCCUUGGUUAUUUUCUGCUCUCGCGUCCCUGCUGGUCGGCUUGAGUGGUAUUCUGCCGCUGCUGAUAAUUCCCAUUGAUGAAACAGCAUCUUUCAAAGACGGAGCUGGAGCGGCAACUUUAAGGAUACUGCUAAGCUUCGCAGUGGGAGGUUUACUGGGAGAUGUAUUCCUACAUUUGCUACCCGAAGCAUGGCAGCACGACCUCGCCGCCACUAAAGAAGGUGAACACGUGUCUAUGAAAUGCGGGCUAUGGUGCCUCUUCGGAAUGCUAGUGUUCAUAGUGGUGGAGAAACUCUUCGCUGGCUCUGAUGAAGACGAGAAAGAAGUUCCUCAAACAAACGGCUCUAUCAAUUCCAUAGAAAUAGAAGAGAUCGAGAAGCUUCUAGAAAAACAAAGAAAGAACAGCGGGAAGGCAGCCGGGCAGGGUAUUUGUGGAGGCAACGGUACCGUGUCGGCGACAGAGCUCUACAACUCUUGCGUAUUCAACAAUAAUAGUAAAGGCGAGGGCUGUUGCAGUACAAUAGUGACGACAACGAACGGAGCGGUCCGGUGUAAAGGUAACAGAUGGAUGGGCCGCUGUCUGCUAAGGGAGGCGAAAGAGAAGGCCUUGAAGGCUUCCAAGGAGAAGAGCGAGAAGAAAGAUGUGGCAGGCUACCUCAACCUGAUGGCCAACUCAAUUGACAACUUUACUCACGGGCUGGCUGUGGGGGGGUCUUUCUUAGUGGGCUUCCGAGUGGGGUUGCUCACUACCUUCGCUAUACUAGUUCACGAGAUACCUCACGAAGUUGGAGAUUUCGCUAUUUUACUAAAAAGUGGCUUCUCUCGAUGGGAAGCUGCUAAAGCACAAUUUGCCACUGCAUCUGCGGGUCUGAUUGGAGCCAUGACAGCAGUUAUAUUCAGCGGAGCAAGGAAUGCUAUUGAGGCUAAAACCUCAUGGAUAGUACCGUUCACCGCGGGGGGUUUCCUACACAUCGCCCUAGUGACAGUUCUACCGGAUUUACUUCGAGAAAAUGAUAAAAUCGAAUCGUUGAAACACCUCGCGGCUCUCAUCUCUGGAAUACUCGUAAUGGCUUUCAUGACGCAAUACUUUUAAUAGAAAAUUUUAUUAAGUGAGAAAUUACCAACAUACAUUACCUGGGAACUAAGCGUCGCUUGUAUAUUGACACCUGGAUAUCUAAAGUUUUUCUGAAGAUUCUGUAUUCCAAAUAUGUAUGGAGUGGUAAAAAGUAGUUAGAAGUAGUCGAGAAGGAAACGCUGUGAAAUUUUAAAUUAUGGAUUUUGAAAGAAAGAUUUUAAAGUGCUGGAAACUUGCUCAGUUGUUUUUCUUUUUUUCUGUAAAGAGACGUUAUAUUAAAUAAAUCAAUUAAAAAAAAGUUAAAGAAAUGUCUACUGGACAAUUUCAUGUUCUUUUUGAGCCAUAUAUUUAACAUCACAUUGUGAUAAUACAAAAAUAAAUUUAGAGUAUGCAUA
Messenger RNA from Melitaea cinxia (Glanville fritillary), 1931 nucleotides. RefSeq names its product zinc transporter ZIP13 homolog (gene Zip99C). The coding region runs from base 394 to 1554 and encodes 386 amino acids. Lineage: Eukaryota; Metazoa; Arthropoda; Insecta; Lepidoptera; Nymphalidae. The transcript is spliced from 8 exons. The record is from RefSeq and is a predicted model, not a curated record. Gene Ontology annotation, molecular function: zinc ion transmembrane transporter activity. Gene Ontology annotation, biological process: intracellular zinc ion homeostasis; zinc ion transmembrane transport. Gene Ontology annotation, cellular component: membrane.